Molecule: messenger RNA, 1527 nt
Organism: Aspergillus tubingensis
Lineage: Eukaryota; Fungi; Ascomycota; Eurotiomycetes; Eurotiales; Aspergillaceae
Product: cytochrome P450
Exons: 2
Coding region: 1-1527 (508 amino acids)
Molecular function (GO): heme binding; oxidoreductase activity, acting on paired donors, with incorporation or reduction of molecular oxygen, reduced flavin or flavoprotein as one donor, and incorporation of one atom of oxygen; iron ion binding
Source: RefSeq, a predicted model, not a curated record
AUGGGGUUGUUGUUCAACUCCCACACCAACCAGCUACUCCUGCUGCUAACGGUCCUGGCAGCACUCACAUUCGUCACCUCCAGGGUUCGUCGCUAUUUUAUCCGCCGCGAAUUUACACGCCGCCAUGGCUGCCAGGAACCGCCCAGUGUCAACAAGGAUCCUUUCCUAGCACUCGAUCAAAUCUGGACCUCCGUUCGCUAUUUUCGAGAGUACGUUUCCCUGGAGAAAAACGCUGAGCGCUACCGCCUCUAUGGGGAUACAUACGCCUGGAAAUUACUGCUGGGGCACUACAGAGUCUUUACUAUGGAGCCGGAGAAUGUAAAAUCGGUCUUGUCAACGAGUUUCAAGGAUUGGGGUCUGGGUCACCGUCUUCCGCAUUUUGAACCGCUUCUCGGUAAAGGUAUUUUUGACACAGAUGGUGAGCACUGGGCUACGUCUCGUGCCCUCAUCCGGCCCAGCUUCACCCGCGACCAGGUUGCGGACCUGGCAAUGUUCGAAGAAUUGAUCCCCGACCUCUUUGCCCAGAUUCCUCGUGAUGGAGUGACGGUGGUGGAUCUGCAGGAUCUCUUCUUUCGCUACACUAUCGAUUCAGCCACCGCAUUCCUCUUCGGUCAAUCGGUCGCCAGCCUGAAGAUGGACCAGUCGGAGCUUGGCUUUGCUCAGGCCUUCAACUACUCCCAGGAGGCCAUUACAUUACGAUUCGUUCUGGGCCCAUUAGGCAGAAUCUUCCCCCACAAGAAGGCGGAUAAAUGCUAUCGUUUAUGCCGGGACUUCGCUGCGCGGUUCGUCGAGGAGGCAGUCCAAGCAGCCCAGUCCGAGGGAGCCGAUGGGACUUCGGAGACAAAGCAUGAGAGGUAUAUCUUCUCUCAUGAAUUGGCACGACGCACCUCUGAUAAACGCCGCAUUUUGGACGAGCUCAUGAACGUUCUGCUUGCCGGCCGUGACACUACUGCCGGCCUUUUGAGCAACAUGUUCUUCAUGUUGGCUAAGCACCCAGAAGUCUGGGACAAGCUGCGCCAGGAAGUAGCUACCUUGGAGGGCCGAUUGCCCUCGUAUGAGGAGCUUCGUAACCUGAAGUAUCUCCGAUGUUGUAUGAAUGAAUCAUUACGAUUGCAUCCAGUUGUACCAGUAAACGGGCGCAUCGCACUGAGAGAUACAGUAUUGCCGAAGGGAGGAGGCAAGGAUGGUCGCUCGCCGGUCUUCAUGCCUGAAGGGUCUACAAUUGAGUACAAUGUAUAUGCGAUGCACCGGCGGAAAGAUAUCUAUGGACCCGAUGCAGAUGUUUUCCGCCCUGAGCGCUGGGAGAAUGGACAAUUGCAGCCUCGCUGGGAAUACCUUCCCUUCAAUGGAGGACCACGCAUUUGUCUCGGUCAGCAGUAUGCGCUGACUGAAGCUGGAUAUGUCACUGUUCGCAUGGCCCAAGAAUUCCGGACCUUGAAGGGCCAGGAUCCAGGACCGUGGGAGGAGGCAUUGACCUUGACUCUGUGCUCACGGAAUGGAACGAAGGUGUCUGUCACACCGGCUUGA